AUAACGUUAUGACGGACGGAUUCACAACGUUGUGUGAGGACUGUCUGCCGACGCAAUCACAACGUUGGGGUUAGGUUAUUAUAGUACCUCGUCAAAUGUAACGUUUUUAGAACGUAAUUGUAACCACAACGUUGUUUUGUGACGUCGAGGGGGGGCUGGUCUUACGUUUUUUACGUAAAUACUGCGUAAUUUGAUACGUAAAGCAGACGUUAUACCAGUAGACGUUAAUAGUACGCUGCCCCAACUACAUUUUGUUUGUAGGGAUAUGUCUUCCUCAGUCUCGUGAGAUUAUCGUGCUAUUUCAACGUGACUCAAAAUCAGACCGACCGUUCAUAUCUGCGAAGGCCUCUUACACGUAGCAGAGACGUCGUCAGCGAUGGAGAGCAAGAAGCGAAGGGGUAUCUUGGAGCGCCUGAAUGCCGGGGAGGUGGUUGUAGGUGAUGGAGGUUAUGUGAUGCAGCUAGAGCGACGUGGCUAUGUGAAGGCGGGACACUGGACACCUGAAGCUGCUGUUGAACAUCCUGAAGCCGUGCGGCAGCUGCACAGGGAGUUCCUGAGAGCAGGAGCCACUGUGCUUCAGACAUUCACCUUCUACUGCAGUGAGGAUAAGCUGGAGAUCAGUGGCAAUGUCACCAACAUCACUGGGGCCCAGAUCAAUGAAGCAGCCUGUGACCUGGCCAGGGAGGUAGCCAAUGAGGGGGAUGCAUUGGUCGCUGGGUGCGUGUCUAAGACUCCAUGUUAUGUGAAGAGUCACAGUGAGACUGAGGUCAAGGCCAUCUUUAAGAAACAGAUGGAUGACUUCCUCAAGAAGGACAUUGAUUUCUUUAUAGUGGAGUUUGUUGAUCAUGUGGAAGAGGCAGUGUGGGCAGUGGAGGUGCUGAAGACCAGCGGUAAACCAGUGGCUGCAACGCUGUGCAUCUCCCCUCACGGAGACAUGCACAGAGUCCCACCUGGAGAGUGUGCUGUCAGGCUGGUCAAAGCUGGAGCUGACAUUGUUGGAGUAAAUUGCCACUUGGACCCUCUGACGUGUGUUCGUACAGUAAAGUUGAUGAAAGAGGGAUUAGAGAAAGCUGGUCUCAAAGCCCAUCUCAUGAUCCAGCCACUGGGCUUUCACACACCUGAGUGCAACUUCAGUGGAUACACCAGCCUACCUGAAUACCCCUUUGCACUGGAGACCAGAGCAAUUACUCGCUGGGACAUCCAUAAAUACGCCAGAGAGGCUUACAAUGCUGGAAUUCGCUACAUUGGUGGCUGCUGUGGAUUUGAGCCUUACCAUAUCAGAGCUAUAGCAGAAGAGGUGGCUGCAGAGAGAGGAUUCCUCCCACCAGCUUCAGAGAAGCACGGACUCUGGGGAGCUGCUCUGGAGAUGCACACUAAACCCUGGGUCAGAGCCAGGGCUCAUCGAGAGUACUGGGAAAACCUUUUGCCUGCUUCUGGACGUCCCAAAUGUCCUUCCAUGGCCACACCAGCUAUUGAAUAAGAGGGAGAAUCAUUAAUAGCUGGAAUGGAACAUACCAACACCAUCACCUGUCUCUACUGAACAAUAUUCUGUUUAGUAGAAUACCACUAUGCUGUAUUCCUUAUAUGUCUGAUCAGAUUAUAUAUUUUUGUCUCUAAACUGUGUACUAUCACUGAAAUUAAUAACAAAUUUGAGAUAAAAACAAAGCCAUAUUCUUACCCAUCACUACAUUUAUUAGUUGUUAAACAUCCUCACAAGCUUAUCAUAUUUUUUCAAAUUGUUAAUGAAAAAACUCAAAUAAAAUUGAAUAAAAAAACA
Molecule: messenger RNA, 1777 nt
Organism: Siniperca chuatsi (mandarin fish)
Lineage: Eukaryota; Metazoa; Chordata; Actinopteri; Centrarchiformes; Sinipercidae
Product: betaine--homocysteine S-methyltransferase 1-like
Exons: 8
Coding region: 377-1480 (367 amino acids)
Molecular function (GO): zinc ion binding; betaine-homocysteine S-methyltransferase activity
Source: RefSeq, a predicted model, not a curated record